ACCACUGAUGAGACUGUGUGGCGAGGUCAGGGAGUGUAAGUAGUGUCUGCUGGAGAAUGUUGCGUGCAUGGUGGUUGUUGCUGCUGUUGGAGUGGGCAGCAGCCUAUACGCCCCCAGAGCAGUGUCUGGUGACCACGCUGUCCAACAUAGACCACAGUCAGGGGCCUCCGGAGUCCUCCCUGCACGUGGAGGUGGCCCAGGGCUACCUGCGGGGCAGGAAGGUGACCUCGGAGGAGACAGGAGGCGUGUUCUACAGUUUCCAAGGAGUACCUUACGCCCGGCCUCCCGUGGGGGACCUCCGCUUCCAGGCGCCCAGAGAGGCCCAGUCUUGGAGAGGCGUGAGGGACGCCACUGUAGAGGGAUCCAUCUGCCCGCAGUACGACAAUGGACCAAUCAGAGGGUCAGAGGAUUGUCUCUUCAUUAACGUCUACACGCCCAAGCUUCCCAGUGCUUCCAACUCCACACUUCUGCCAGUCAUGGUUUGGAUCCACGGAGGAUCGCUUAUUAUUGGUUCUGGAAACAGUGUGAAUUAUGGCCCUGAUUUUCUGGUCAGUAAAAAUAUCGUUCUCGUGACUUUGAACUACAGGCUAGGAAUUCUAGGGUUCCUCGGGGUGACCAGCUCUCUCGUGUCCAAGAACAACGGCUUCAAGGACCAGGUGGCGGCCCUCAAGUGGGUCCAGACCAACAUCGCUCAGUUCGGAGGAGACAAGGCCAGGGUGACCAUCUUCGGCCAGAGCUCUGGGGCAGCCAGUGUCGAUUACCUGAUGCUGUCUCCGGCAGCCAAGGGACUUUUCCACGGGGUCAUAGCACUCAGUGGGAACGCCAUUGACCGCUGGACCUACGCUGAGCCCAACCUGUCCAGAGAGCGUGCUCUCCUAUUGGGGCGGGUGCUCGGGCUGACAACCAAUGACGAGGAUGAACUUGCAAGGUUUCUGAAAGCCGCUUCUGUGGAGCAGCUCGUCUCCUCUCAGCUGGGAGCGCUAACAGAAGAAGAUCUCUUGAGGAGUGUGAAUAUACCGUUCCAACCGACCAAGGAGGAUAGUUUACACGACAGUUCUCACAUCUUCCUGCCAGACUCCCCAGUCAACAUCCUGAAGUCAGGGGAAUACCAGCAUGUGCCAUACAUUACAGGAUUCACCUCGGCUGAAAUAAAAAUGGAUUACACUGCCUAUCUUUACAACACAAGCUUGUGGGAAGAGCUGUCAAGGAAAAUGGAGCAGUUCGUUCCUCCAGAUCUCGGUCUUCCUCUGGGGUCGUCCAAGUCGCUGGAGCUGGCUGCCGAGAUCAAGAACAUGUACUUCGGCGAAGGCGCUCCUACAGCCAACAACAUUCAGGAUCUGAUAGAGUUGGCAUCAGAUGUAUUCUACGUAGAGGGCGCGCGGAGAAGUGUUAGACAUCAAGUGAACACGAGUUCAGCGCCAGUGUACGUCUACCAGUUUAGUUACGUGGGAAACCUCAGCUUAUCCGAGUUCUGUGACUACGGUUACCCGUACAGAGGCGCAGCCCACACGGAUGACCUGGGCUACGUGUUCCGGAUGAGCAGGGUGACGGCCGAACCCGGUGCUCGCGACGAGGCAGCUAGGGACUUGAUGACGACCCUGUGGACGAGGUUCGCAGCGACCGGAAAUCCGACUGAAGGGCUGAAUGUCAGCUGGAACCCUUUCACCUUUUACAGUCAGGCGUAUCUUGACAUCGAUGCAGAACUCAGCACACGUGACCUCAGAAAACUACGACCGAAGAAAUUUGCUUUUUGGGAUGGACUUUAUGCUGACAUUGAUAAUUAAAAGUUUUAUAUAUUUGUAUUACUUGUAAAAGCCUAAACCAAUUUGUCACUUUACAAUAAACAAAUUGAAUGAACGAUGCAAA
Messenger RNA from Bacillus rossius redtenbacheri, 1866 nucleotides. Its product is annotated as esterase E4-like. The record is from RefSeq and is a predicted model, not a curated record. The transcript has 11 exons. NCBI's taxonomy places the organism in Eukaryota, Metazoa, Arthropoda, Insecta, Phasmatodea, Bacillidae. The coding region runs from base 57 to 1784 and encodes 575 amino acids.